Paramecium tetraurelia is the source of this 1662-nucleotide messenger RNA. RefSeq lists its product as uncharacterized. Lineage: Eukaryota; Ciliophora; Oligohymenophorea; Peniculida; Parameciidae. The record is from RefSeq and is a predicted model, not a curated record. The transcript is spliced from 4 exons.
AUGAAAGUUAUUAUUACUCUUAAUUCUGAACAGCAUGAAAUUGAAUUGUAGGAUCCAACAAUUGAAGCUUUAAUUCUUGUUAUCUAAGAUCAAUUUAAUAUAGCUUUCAAUUUUGAAUUACUUACAACUGACAAUUAGACAUUGACUGAACUAUAAGAAGGAAUGCAAAUAAUAGUAGAAAAAGUCAAAAAUGACAAGGCCAAUUUACAAAAAUUUAAAUCCUUCUUUUCAAUAGCAGGAUCAAUUAUUAAAUCAAAAACAAUUAGUCACGGUUUCUCUAUAUCAACAUUCAAUUAAGUACAGAGAUAGAAAUCAUUGGAUUAAAAAUCAGAAUAAAGAAUUUAGACUCCAGAACAAUAAGCUUAACAAAUAAAUACAAAUAUUUAAUCCAUUAAUGAAUAAAAUAUUUAAAAAUGCGAAUUAUCAGGGAUCCUAUAAUAAGAUUCAGCCAUGAUUUUGGAUGAAAAAUAAUCUGAUAGAUUAUUGUUGAAUGAAUUACAGGAGUAAGCAGAAUAAAAUCAAAAAUUACAUAAUUCUCAAGAAUAAAAGAAGAGACCAAAAAAUCAUUCCAUUAAAUAAUAGUCAUAAACAACCAAAGAAUAAGCUUUUGCUUAUGCAGAAGAAUUAGCAAGUAUCCCCAGACCUAAUAAGAGAUAACUAAUUUUAUAGAGAAUGGAAGAGGACAAAGCAGAAAAAGAAAGAAUUGCAAAAUAAUAAUAAGAGGCAAAUAGAAUAAUCAAGUAGAUUUAAGAAAAAAUGAAACAGAAGGAGUUAUUACUUAAAUAGAAAGAAGAAGCUUUAUAGGUCACUGAAUUAGAAAAGCGAAAAGCUGUUCUAGCUUAAAAAAGAGAGUUGAGUUAACCAAUCAAAUUAAGUGAAUUGACAGAACAUUAAAAGAAAUAUGAGGAGGAGAGGAAGAUUAAAGAAUUUGAAAGGGAACAUCAUAAGUAAGAAAUAGAAACUGAAAUUAAAUAAAAAUCCUUCAAAUUUCCAAAAAGCCAAGCCCAAAUAAGAGUUGAAGAAGAAUAAAAGAUGUAAAAAUUGAUACGGGAAUAAGAAAUGGAAUAAAAGAAGUUAGCCAGAUUGAAAUAAUUAAAGUAUGCUGAUGUUGCACAAGAGAUAUAUUUUAAAGAGCAUCCUGUAAAGCCUAAAUAAUCUCCUCCUCCAAAAGAAGAUUAAUCUAAACAAAUCAAGGAAAUUCAAGUCACUGAACAGAACCUAAGGAAAAUUAAGAAAUUUGUUCCUCAAUAAAGACAUUUUAGUCAUGAUUCUAAAGAUUCAAUUACUGAUCUAAGUAACCAUUAAGAAAAUAGACCACCAAAACCAUAAAUCAAAAAGUAAUAAAAGGUCCUAGAAAAAGCAGAAAAGCCUUCAGAACUUCCACCUAAACCUAAAACAACUGAUUAUCUCUAAUAAUUAAGACAGUAAAGAAAAGUAUAAGUAAACAUGGAAGAUCAAUGGGAAAAAAUAAUUGAAAACAAAGGGUUAGAAAAUGAAUAAAAAGUUUAAAAUGUUUUGAAUAAUGUUUAGAGAUUAGAGUAAAAGGCAAAAGAAAGAGAAAAAUUGGCUUUAAUUAAUCGAGAUUUAGAAGCAGAAGAAGAAGCAAAUAAUUUAUAUAUUGCCAGCAUAAGAGCUAAAUUAGCAAUUCUGGAGAAAAAUUGA